CUGAUUGGAGUUGCGGCGAUCGCGACUGCCUCCGUGUUCCUGGAGAGCAGCGUGAAUCCAGCCAAUCUCUUCUCCCUGACGCGCGACGAGGCCGGCUCUGCAGCGUCCCUAUCGUGAUAUUUAACACACCCUCCGAGGGUGCAGAACAGAGCGGCGGACCUGAAAAAGGGAGCGGGGAGCACCUGCCGGAUAAGACGACAGUGCUGGGCACAAAACCCGGCUGUGCAGUUGCUGCUGUUAGAUGAAGGUGGGGGAGAACGGGGAGGUCUUCUUUUAAUGGGUAGCUCUCCCGUUGAUGUCUCCUUCCAUUCUCGAGUGGACACUGGCAUCGGCGGCACUGUCACUUUAGAUCAGAUCUGAGCGAGUGGAAAAAGUCAAGUCUGCGGAUCUUCCAGGGUUUACAGUGAAUGUUUUGACGGGCACGCGAGUUGCCGAUCGGGUCGCCUCGAUGCAUGCGCGUGCCCAACGUGAAGAGCUGCUGAUCUGAAGCUGGACCCAGGCUCCGUGCUGAGCGGGAGGAGGAGGAGGAGGGGGAGGAGGAGGAGGAGGAGGAGAACAGCGAUGCUCGAGCUCUCUCGUCGCUCUCAAAUCUCAACAUGGACCGUUUGAGUCCCGCCACGAGCAGUUGCCCGAGCAGCACCGUACCUGACAGGAGCGAGUCCUUGUCCCGCAGCUUUCUUCUGGUGGAACCGAUCGGCGUUGUUUCUCGAGUCUACUAAAGCAAAAAAAAAAAAAAAAGAAAGAAAAAUGACACCUGGCUACUCCGCCCGCCUGGUCUGCCUUUACUAAGCAAUCACGCUUACCUGAGGGGCUCCGCGCAGAGCUCAUAAGGAACGGAGUGCCUGCGACGCAGUCUUUCGAUACCCGAUUCGCGGACCCACCAGCUGUCAUCCCGCUACUUGCACGAGUGUACAGGCACCAUGCUCGGAUACCGAUAGCGCACCUUCGCGUCAGUAUUUAUUUAUUUCAAACUCUAAAAGGUUUCGAAUCUGUCCUCCUCUACAGCAUGAAGAUGAUCGUGCUUCGCCGGUUCAGGGUGCUGAUCGUUAUGGUGUUCCUGGUGGCAUGUACUUUGCACAUCGUCAUCGAUCUGUUGCCCCGGCUAGAGAAGCGGGCGGUGGCCGCCGGAGCUCCGGCAAACCCUGCCGCUGGCAGCGGCUGCUCGUGUGCUCACCGGCCGAGCGACGAGCCGCAAAACUGGGGCAAGCAGCGCACCCGCACCGGCUCCGCUCAGCCCGGCUGGCCCAGCAAGCACACGUUGCGCAUCCUGCAGGACUUCAGCAAUGAGCCCGGCUCCAAUCUCACCUCGCAGUCGCUGGAGAAGAGCCCGGGCUCUGCCGACAAGACCGAGGCUUUCAGGAGGCUGGAGGACUUCGCGCAGUCUGGAGGCCACCUGGUCGGGGACAAGCAGUUCAUUCAGGAUGCGAGCCCAAAAAGGGAGCGCAACGGGGGACCGUCCAAGCUGGGCGCUCUGUUCCAGCACCCUUUGUACCGGAUACCGAUCCCGCGGCUCAGCGAGGACGACACUCUGUUCAACAUGAAUACCGACCUACGCUUCAACCCCAAGGCGGCUGAGAACCAGGAGUGGCCAAACGAAGGCACAGAUGAAGAAGAAUACACCCCGACCGGGGAGCCUUCGGCCGACUCCUACCCAAAUUGGCUCAAAUUCCACAUUGGGAUUAACCGAUAUGAACUCUACUCAAGAGACAGUAUUGUCAUCGAAUCUCUGCUCAAGGACCUGGUGCUGCAAAAAAUCGUCAGUGUAGCAAUGAAAUCAGGGGGCACUCAGCUGAAGCUCAUCAUGACAUUCCAAAAUUACGGGCAGGCGCUGUUCAAGCCAAUGAAACAAACAAGAGAGCAAGAAACCCCACCUGAUUUCUUCUACUUCUCCGAUUUUGAGAGGCACAAUGCAGAAAUUGCGGCCUUUCACCUGGACAGGAUUCUGGACUUUCGGCGGGUCCCUCCGGUGGCAGGAAGGCUGGUCAAUAUGACAAAGGAAAUCCGUGAUGUGACCCGGGACAAAAAGCUUUGGCGGACGUUCUUCAUUUCACCAGCCAAUAACAUCUGCUUCUAUGGCGAAUGCUCCUACUACUGCUCAACAGAACAUGCCUUAUGCGGGAAGCCUGACCAGAUUGAGGGCUCUUUGGCCGCCUUCCUCCCUGACCUGGCAUUGGCAAAACGGAAGACCUGGAGAAAUCCAUGGAGGCGAUCCUAUCACAAGCGCAAGAAAGCAGAAUGGGAAGUUGAUCCAGACUACUGCGAGGAGGUGAAACAGACGCCUCCGUAUGACAGUGGCACCCGACUCCUGGACAUCAUGGACAUGACCAUCUUUGACUUCUUGAUGGGAAACAUGGAUCGCCAUCAUUAUGAGACAUUUGAAAAGUUUGGGAAUGAAACCUUCAUCAUCCACUUGGACAACGGAAGAGGAUUUGGAAAAUAUUCCCACGACGAGACGUCAAUCUUGGUCCCACUCUCCCAGUGCUGCAGGAUACGGAAGUCCACCCACUUACGUCUGCAGCUUCUGGCGAAAGAGGAAUUCAAGCUGAGUGACCUGCUGGAGGAGUCCCUGCUGCAAGAUCGCCUGUCGCCCAUCCUCUACCGACCUCACCUGGAGGCGAUGGACCGCCGGCUGAGGAUCAUCCUGCGAGUGCUCAAUGACUGUAUCGAGAAGGACGGCUACAGCAACGUGGUGGAAAACGACCUGGACAGGGACAUUGCUGACACCAUCACCAGCAAGAGGUAGUGCCGCAAGCCACGGAGCCGACGACUCCAACGCAUCAAAAGCAAAGUCUUGCAAAAAGACGGUUUAUUUAUGCCACAUUUUUGAAUUCAAUGAAUUCAGGGCCUCGAUGAUAAUUCCCCAAAACAUGUCAAAACAAAUAAGAGGAACAAAUAUGUCAAUGGUUUUAGGGCCAGAAAACCCAGUCCUACAUGGUAUCACGUCGCUUAGGUUCUGUUCACCGCUGCCAAAUUAUUACUACCAUAAUUGUUAAUUGUUUUUUGAAUUAAUGCCAUUCUGUCCAAUGUGUUCCUAGAGAUAUAUUUAUUUAAUAAAAAUAUGUGUAAUGUAGGAAGAAAUAAGAUAAGGACCGAC
Molecule: messenger RNA, 3094 nt
Organism: Polypterus senegalus (gray bichir)
Lineage: Eukaryota; Metazoa; Chordata; Cladistia; Polypteriformes; Polypteridae
Product: extracellular serine/threonine protein kinase FAM20C-like
Exons: 10
Coding region: 1007-2743 (578 amino acids)
Biological process (GO): protein phosphorylation
Cellular component (GO): Golgi apparatus
Molecular function (GO): protein serine/threonine kinase activity
Source: RefSeq, a predicted model, not a curated record